Molecule: messenger RNA, 907 nt
Organism: Wyeomyia smithii (pitcher-plant mosquito)
Lineage: Eukaryota; Metazoa; Arthropoda; Insecta; Diptera; Culicidae
Exons: 2
Coding region: 6-839 (277 amino acids)
Cellular component (GO): extracellular region
Molecular function (GO): chitin binding
Source: RefSeq, a predicted model, not a curated record
CCACCAUGAAGGCAAGCAGAGGAAUAGAUUGUUUGGUCAUCUUUUCUUUUUGGUUGAGAUUGACUAUGGCCCAACAAAAUCUGUACCUUAGUGGAGUUCGCCAACAGUUCGGAUUAGCUAGCACAUCUCACAACCGAUUGGCAGAUGAGCUUCCGCGGGAAUUUUGCGGUCAGACUAAUAAGGUUACAGUGUGCGCUAAUUGCACCCAUAUAGCGGUAUGCGUUGGCAGUAAUUCCCCGCGGUCAUGCCCAAAUUCACGUCCUUACUGUAACACCUUGGGCGAAGGAGAUGCCUGUCUUGCAACACCAGAUCCACUAUACAACGAAUGUAGCCACUCCCCAUCCGGAAUAACCUGUACGUCACGAGGUUUUUUUCCUGAUCCAAUCGAUUGCCAAAAAUAUCAUAUCUGUGCUUCCAAUUCCGGCACGUCAGACGUUUAUCACUGUCCGGACGGUUACAUGUUCAAUUUAGAUACACUGGUAUGCGAGCGGAAAACGGAGAACAGUACAUGCUUCAGGGUUAACUGCAGCAGUGACACUGUUCUUAUCCCGUACGCCGGAAGUCGUCAACUGUACGCAUACUGUGAUUUCUCCCGGAAUAAGGAAACUCCAACAAUUCACAUGUUCCGCUGUCCAAAUAUGGCGGAAUUCGAUGGACACUUUUGCCGAUUUAGGUGCCCCAGCGAGGGAAGGUUCGCUAAUAGCAAUGAUCCAACGAUGUAUUACGAGUGCACGCGGUCUGGUCCUGAGCAGAGCUUAGUUGGACAGUUGACACGGUGUCGCAAGAAUCGAUUGUUCAACCGUACUAUAAAGCAGUGCGACACAGUAGUGAGUGGGUGAGAUUUUUUUUUUCAAAUGUGUAAGAUAAGAGGUGAACGGGAACAGUGGAUGAAAUAUUGUGAUCAAGU